Messenger RNA from Ilex paraguariensis (yerba mate), 1030 nucleotides. The record is from the annotation of a GenBank genome assembly. Lineage: Eukaryota; Viridiplantae; Streptophyta; Magnoliopsida; Aquifoliales; Aquifoliaceae.
ACCAUCGAUCGAUGAUAAUGAGUUUCUUUUGAAAUCGAACAAAGCUGCUUCAAAUCAAUCGAACAAAACUCUUUCUCUCAGAGCUGCUUCAGAGUCGAAGGCACAAGCCACAAGCCUUCAUAUCUGCUUCAGGGUCUCUGACUUGGACCUUCUUGUUCCAAGAAUUCACACACCCACCGUGUAUUUUUACAAGCCAAAUGGAACCCAAAACUUCUUUGAAGCACAUCUCCUCAAAGAGGCACUUAGCAAUGCCCUUGUGCCCGUGCCCUUUUAUCCUGUUGCUGGGAUGCUGCAGACAGAUGAGAAAGGUAGAUUUGAGCUGUACUGUAAUGGGGAAGGUGACCUAUGUCAAGUGUGGGGGAGUGUCUCUUGGUGUGGGGUUACACCAUACUCUUGCAGAUGGAAUCUCAGCUCUCCAUUUCAUCAAUGCAUGGUGCGACAUGGCACGUGGCAUACAUCUGAGGAUCCCACCUUCUUGGAUAGGACUCUACUCCGUGGUCGAGACCCACCCAUCCCUGCAUUUGAUCACACUGAAAACUACUCUCCUCCCUCCUCAACCCUUAGACCACCUCCAAAAACAACUUCCACAGCCAUCUUGAGAAUAACAGCUGACCAGCUUGCCAUUCUGAAAACCAAGUUGAAGGGAGAGAAAGACCAAAAAAGGUACAGCACCUAUGAGGCAAUGGCUGCUCACCUGUGGCGCUCUGCAUGCAUGGUCCGUGGACUUCCUGAUGAUCAAGAUACCAAGCUCUAUAUCGCUACCGAUGGACGGUCCAGAUUAAUCCCUCCACUACCUCCUGGCUAUUUUGGCAAUGUUCUCUUCACAACCACAUCAACUGCUCCAUCAGGGGAGAUUCAAUCGCAACCAUUUAGGAGCACCGUAGACAGGAAUCACAAUGCUCUAUCACGAAUGUGUGAUGAUUUUCUGAGGUCAGCUCUAGACUACCUCGAGUUGCAGCCUGAUCCAACGGCUCUCAUUCGAGGGGCCCACACUUUCAAUUCCCCAAACCUCAACAGUCAGUUAGAUUAG